UCUUCCAAACUUGUUUGUUUGGUCCCAAAAUCCCCCUCUUCAAAACAAGCAUUUGAAAAAAAGAACCAAGGGCGCCAAAUUGAACACUACUCUGAAUUUGUUUAAUCUCAUCAAUGGCUUCCACUUCAACUUCUUCAACAAUUUAUUUGCAAACCAAUGCUCAAAAACUAUCUUUCCCCUCAAAGCCGGCAACCAAAACAUCCCACACAAACCUUAGCUUUCCGUACUCAUUGCGAUUCGCUACUAAAUUUGUACGUGUGAAGUCUUCUAGCACUGCCUACAAUGAAGUUGUGGUGGAUGAAGAGAUGGACAGAAUCAGAAGGCUCCAGAACGGGUCUGAUGUUCGCGGGGUGGCCUUGGAAGGCGAGAAGGGGCGGAUUGUGGACCUAACACCACCGGCUGUGGAGGCCAUUGCGGAGAGUUUUGGUGAGUGGGUUAUCGACGGCUUGGAGAAGGAGCAAGGACAACUUGUGGAGAAAGUUAGGGUGUCCCUUGGCAAGGACCCAAGGAUUUCAGGACCAAAUUUGAGUGUAGCUGUAUUUUCUGGACUAGGUCGUGUAGGUUGUUUGGUAUUCGAUAUGGGACUUGCAACUACACCGGCCUGCUUCAUGAGUACAAUUUUGCCUCCAUUUUCCUACGACGCUUCAAUCAUGAUGACCGCAUCUCACUUACCCUACACCCGAAAUGGUCUCAAAUUUUUCACCAAGAAAGGAGGACUAAGCUCGCCAGAAGUGGAAGACAUAUGCAAUAGAGCAGCCCGAAAGUAUGCCAAUAGGCUCGCCAAAGUGUCAACAUUGCUCAAUGUCGCUCCAUCAAGAGUUGAUUUCAUGAGCUCGUAUGCAAAGCACCUCCGAGACAUUAUCAAGGAGAGAGUGAACCAUCCGUUGCAUUACGAAACUCCACUCCAAGGAUUCCAGAUAAUAGUGAAUGCAGGUAAUGGAUCAGGAGGCUUUUUCACAUGGGAUGUGUUGGAUAAACUUGGGGCAGACACCUUUGGCUCUCUAUACCUUAAUCCAGACGGAAUGUUUCCGAACCACAUUCCCAACCCUGAGGACAAAACCGCUAUGGCGGUAACCAGAGCUGCAGUGCUAGAAAACUCUGCUGAUCUUGGGAUUGUAUUUGACACUGAUGUGGAUCGCAGCGGCAUUGUGGAUAACAAGGGCAACCCCAUCAAUGGCGACAAGCUCAUUGCUUUGAUUUCUGCUAUCGUAUUGAGGGAACACCCUGGAACCACCAUAGUGACCGAUGCGCGUACAAGUAUGGCGCUUACAAGAUUCAUCACGAAUCGGGGGGGUCAUCAUUGCUUAUAUCGUGUUGGUUAUCGAAAUGUGAUUGAUAAGGGAGUGCAGCUUAACAAGGAAGGCAUUGAAACUCAUCUCAUGAUGGAAACAUCUGGACACGGUGCUCUUAAAGAGAACCAUUUCCUUGAUGAUGGAGCUUACAUGGUGGUAAAGAUCAUCAUCGAUAUGGUGCGAAUGAAGCUUGCAGGAUCAGACGAAGGGGUUGGAAACAUCAUAAAAGACCUUGAAGAACCGUCAGAGUCCAUAGAGCUGAGGAUGAAUGUAAUUUCUGAGCCUAGAUAUGCAAAAGAAAAGGCAGUGGAGGCCAUUGAAACGUUCCGAGAGUACGUUGAGGAAGGGCGGCUUGAAGGGUGGGAGUUAGAUUCGUGCGGAGAUUGUUGGGUCAGCGAGGGCUGUUUGGUAGACUCAAAUGAUGCGUCAGCUGCUGCCGUUGACGCACGCAUGUACAGAGCAAAAGUAUCAGAUGAGGAACAUGGACAGCAUGGUUGGGUGCACAUUAGGCAGAGCAUUCACAACCCGAAUAUUGCAGUGAACAUGCAAUCAACUGCGCCUGGCUGUUGCCGAACAAUGACAAGAGUUCUUCUAGAUAAAUUUCUCAUAGCAAGCGGAAUGGAUAGAAUUCUUGAAACUAACCAGAUUGAUAAGUAUGCCAAGAGUGGAAUUGUAGGCUGAGCUGCUAUAAUCUACGGUGAAGUUGCUAGCUAGGUAUACAAACAGAUGGAUUACGUCACAAAACUUAUGUAUAAUGUAUAAAUCUGCGACUUAUAACGUUUGCCAUGUUGGGUUAUUUUUCGUAUUCACAAACAAUAUGGAUGCCAAUCUCAUCAUGCCAAAAGCAUCAUACAACAAAAUCAAGCUGUUAUUUGUGAA
Pyrus x bretschneideri (Chinese white pear) is the source of this 2171-nucleotide messenger RNA. Its product is annotated as phosphomannomutase/phosphoglucomutase. Lineage: Eukaryota; Viridiplantae; Streptophyta; Magnoliopsida; Rosales; Rosaceae. Gene Ontology annotation, molecular function: phosphomannomutase activity. Gene Ontology annotation, cellular component: chloroplast stroma. The transcript has 7 exons. Bases 114 to 1973 code for a protein of 619 amino acids. The record is from RefSeq and is a predicted model, not a curated record. Gene Ontology annotation, biological process: carbohydrate metabolic process.